CCGCCGCCGCCGCCUCCCGCUACCGCCGCCGCUGCGCCUGCUGCUCCUCGCCGUCCCCGCUGCAGUGCGAAGGGCUCGAAGAUGGCCGGUUGGCAGAGCUACGUGGAUAACCUGAUGUGCGAUGGCUGCUGUCAGGAGGCCGCCAUUGUCGGCUACUGCGACGCCAAAUACGUCUGGGCAGCUACGGCCGGGGGCGUCUUCCAGAGCAUAACGCCAGUAGAAAUAGAUAUGAUUGUAGGAAAAGACCGGGAAGGUUUCUUUACCAACGGUUUGACCCUUGGCGCAAAGAAGUGCUCAGUGAUCAGAGAUAGUCUAUAUGUCGAUGGUGACUGCACAAUGGACAUCCGGACAAAGAGUCAAGGUGGGGAGCCAACAUACAACGUUGCUGUCGGCAGAGCUGGUAGAGUCUUGGUCUUUGUAAUGGGAAAAGAAGGGGUCCAUGGAGGCGGAUUGAAUAAGAAGGCAUACUCAAUGGCAAAAUACUUGAGAGACUCUGGGUUCUAGCUGCUAGGCAGACUGUUAAGUAUUAGGGGAAAAUUGCUCUUAAAUUUUCCUAGCUGUAAGCUUGAGUCUUAAUUCUGGAAAUUUUAUUAGCAAUGCAGGGUGAUGGGGUAUGAAUCUGUGUCUCCUUUGUAUCCCUCUAUUGGUGGGGAAAGGUGUCUUUCUUUCUGGCCCCCUCUCCCCCUUAAAUAAUUCUGUUCACUUUUGUUUUGUUUCCUUGUGUACUCCAGCAUUGGUUAUAGUCAUGGGAAAGGAAGGUGUCCACGGAGGCACACUUAACAAGAAAGCAUAUGAACUCGCUUUAUACCUGAGGAGGUCUGAUGUGUAAGCAGCCUCUCCCCAUCUACCUAGCAACUGUCUUCAUCACUACACCCCAGUUAUGGUCACUGUGCUAUAAAACUAGAUGGUAGUUAAUUUUUCUAAUUUCUUUACCUAUUUUCUAAUGUCAUGAUUCCUGUUUGCCCAAUGGAUCAUUUGUAUGUUAACCACUGUAUGUAAACAACCUUUAUCUGGCAACAUAAUGCAGCACAAUAAUGAUUUGCAUGAUACCUUAAAUUUGGGGGGAGGGGGCAUGCCAAGUUGGGCAUCAUUUUGUCUUAGCAAUUAAUGGGAUAUUGAUUACUAAAAUUAGUUAAUAUUAAGGUGCCGAUUGUACAAUCUCUAAUUUGAUCAAUGUCUUUUCAGCACUUUGAGCAUUUUCUUGGCUCAUUUAGUCUUCCUUUUGUAGUGCAUGGUAGGGAGGAAAAAGUGCAUGCAUCUUUUUCUUUGCUUGUCUUUUCCCACCCCCUCCCUUCACACAUAAGGUAUUUGGUUUGUUUCCAUCUUCUUUUACAGAGUGCCUGGUUUAUUUAACCAAUUAAUGUCCCUUUUGUUGAUGAGCUACUGAGAAUUACAAUAGUUUGCUUUUAGUAUUGUUGUUGCACUUAAAUAGAGAGAAACUUUUGUUCAUAGUCUACAGGACAUAUUAAGAGUGCAACUACAAAACAAGAGCAAAAGGCAUUUCCUCCCAUGACCUUACAGUAACCAUAUUGAUUAAAUCCCCAGGGACAUUCUAUCAUUGCAAUAGCUCAUAUUUUUGUUCCUGUCUUUCUCAUUGCACACCAGCUCUACUCUUUAGUAAAAUUGUAAAAGGCUGCCAUUAUGGACAUUAGGUAUCCCAAAAUAACCAUCUGGAGUGUGUCCAGUUUGUUCUUAAUAGGACCAAUUUUAUUUGCAGCUUGAGUUUUUAUAUGAAGUUGCAUUGUUGUGGACUUGGCUGUCUUGUGAUGAAUUUUUUUUUUUCAUAUGUAUUCUGUGCCAUACAUACUAUUGUUAAAGAAUGAACUGUUGCUAUUGUGAGAUGGAUUUUAACUGACCUAGUAAAGGUUUCUUUCAAAUGGCACUACUUUAGGGACAUUCUAGUAUUUGCUUCUAUUGUUUGGGCCUUGUGGAUAAUGUACAGAUUUAAAAACAAAUCUUGUUGCUGAUUUGUCCAUUUCUUUCCCUGCACUUUGUUACAUCUGGGAUACAGUCUAACUCAUCUGAUUUAAUAUGCAUUUAAAAAAAUGCCAUAACUAUUAAACACCUUGUUUACAGACAGAUGAAAUAAAUUUAUUCCAACCAAA
Messenger RNA from Condylura cristata (star-nosed mole), 2105 nucleotides. It is a transcript of the gene PFN2, whose product is annotated as profilin 2. Gene Ontology annotation, biological process: actin cytoskeleton organization; positive regulation of actin filament bundle assembly; regulation of actin filament polymerization. The transcript is spliced from 3 exons. The record is from RefSeq and is a predicted model, not a curated record. Gene Ontology annotation, cellular component: cytoplasm. NCBI's taxonomy places the organism in Eukaryota, Metazoa, Chordata, Mammalia, Eulipotyphla, Talpidae. The coding region runs from base 82 to 504 and encodes 140 amino acids. Gene Ontology annotation, molecular function: actin binding.